UACAUAAAUCAGACAAGAGUGUGUUUCGUCGUGUGAUACUUAUUACCUAUUUUUAAGGGGUGUCUGGAGACUGAUCUGAACUUUUUAACUUGUGAAGGUGGUUUAUUCAUUAUGACUGGAGAUGUCCUCCCUUGUUUUGAUGCAUUUAAAAUGACUCUCCCUGAAGGCGCAGCUUCCAUUGUUUCUGUGCCUAUCACUCUUGAUAUUGCUUCCAACCAUGGUGUCAUUGUCACAUCCAAAUCUGAGUCCCGUCCUGAAGGCUUGUAUUGUCAGUUUAGUUGAUGAUCUUCUGCAGUAACCUACAGUAGAGGAGCUUUUCAAGAAAGAUGCAAUCUUACAUGAUGGACGGACGCUUCUUGACACUGGGAUAAUAUCUGCAAGUGGCAGAGCAUUGGAUGCUCGUGCCAACCCAUGAUCUCUGAGCUUCUAGGCAGUAAAAAGGAGGUCACUUUCUCAUAUUUAGGCAGUUCGUUGAUAAAGAAUGACCUUGUUCAUGAACAUACAUUGGCUUCUUACAGAAAUUUUGGGGUUAUGGAAUGGUUUCUGACUUUACAGAUGAGUUUGUAUGAAGAUUUGGUGGCUGCUUGGGUUCCUUCAAGCCAUGAUUGGCUGCGAACCAGACCUUUGGGUGAACUUCUGGUUAACAGUCUCGGGAGGCAAAAGAUGUACAGCUACUGCACCUAUGAUUUGCAGUUUUUGCGUUCUGGAACAUCAAGUGAGGUAUUGGAUCACUUAAGCGGAGAUGCUUCAGAAAUUGUAGGUCGAAGACACUUAUGUUCCAUCCCUGCAACUACGGUUUCAGAUAUUGCAGCGUCUGCAACUACGGUUUCAGAUAUUGCAGCGUCUUCUGUUAUUUUGUCUAGUGAAAUUGCACCUGGUGUCUCCAUUGGUGAAGAUUCACUUAUAUAUGCUUCAACAGUUUCUGGUGCUGUACAGAUUGAUUGUAGAUUUGUGAAUGAUUUUUGGGAUAUUUCUUUUACAGAAAAUUGAUUUUUAGGAGACU
Messenger RNA from Camelina sativa (false flax), 1003 nucleotides. The record is from RefSeq and is a predicted model, not a curated record. NCBI's taxonomy places the organism in Eukaryota, Viridiplantae, Streptophyta, Magnoliopsida, Brassicales, Brassicaceae.